CCACGAUGGACACGAACGAGCUGAAGCCCGAUCUGAAAAGGUCUCCUACGGGAGGAGAAGACAAAUACAAUUGUUACUGCGGAAAAGAACGAAAUCUCAACAUCGUGGAAUUGCUGUGUGCCACCUGCAGCCGAUGGUUUCACGAAUCCUGCAUCGGGUUUCAGCUAGGCCGACUCGUUCCAUUCAUGAUGAACUAUGUGUUUGUGUGUAAAAACUGUUCCAUGACGGGAUUGGAAAGCUUCCGAAAGGUGCAAGCUUCGAUACCGCAGAUGUGUAUUACGGCGCUGGCUAAUUUGCAGCAAACUGCCAGUAAGGAAGGGAAAGCGCGGCUCAUGUUUAGCAAGGAUAAGGACAUUAUACCGUACAUGGAUCAUUACUGGGAAGCGAUGACAACCAUGGCACGAAGAUCGACCCAAUCGUGGUACGCUACCGUGCAAAGGUCGCUCAUAAAAGACAUCAGCACGCUGUUUUCGUACGAGGAAAGCAACGAGCAAGGGCAGAUGUAUGGAUUGGCUAAUACGGACCUGACGCAGAUCAAACCGACGUACGAUGAAGCUACUACUCUUGCUACUCAAAACUUCUCCAAAAGCCGACAGCAAAAGCGAAAGCUGCCCAACAGCGAACAGAGUGGAGCGCUGGGAAAGAAGAGCAGGCUCGGUGCGGAUGUUGGUGCACUUGUGAAAUUGCCAGCACACGGAUACCCACUGGAACAUCCGUUCAACAAGGAUGGAUACCGGUACAUACUGGCCGAACCGGAUCCGCACGCUCCAUUCCGGCAGGAGUUCGACGAAAGUGCGGAUUGGGCAGGCAAACCGAUUCCCGGCUGGCUGUAUCGUGUUCUCUCACCAAACGCGGUACUGAUUGCGUUGCACGACCGUGCCCCCCAGUUGAAGGUGUCCGAGGAUCGACUGUCGAUAACGGGCGAAAAAGGUUACUGCAUGGCUCGGGCUUCCCAUUACGUCACCAAAGGUUGCUGGUACUGGGAAGCUACGGUGGAAGAUAUGCCCGACAGUUCGGCGUGUCGUUUGGGAUGGGGGCAAGAGUAUGCAAAUCUGCAGGCCCCGCUCGGGUAUGACAAGUUUGGCUAUUCGUGGCGUUCGCGCAAGGGCACAAAGUUUCAUGAAUCGCACGGCAAGCAUUACAGCACGGGAUACACCGAGGGGGAUACACUGGGCUUUCUUAUAACGCUGCCGAGUGAGAACCAAGCCAACCAAGCGUCGAACACGUUCAAGGAUAGACCAUUGGUAAAGUUUAAAAGCCAUCUGUACUACGAAGACAAGGAUCGGGUGAACGAAACGUUAAAAUCCUUGAAAGUACAAGAAGGAAGCCGAAUUCAUUUCUUCAAAAACGGCGUUUGCCAAGGGGAAGCGUUUGUAGACAUUUACAAGGGCGCAUACUAUCCGGCCAUAUCGUUGCACAAGAACGUUACAAUCAGCGUCAACUUUGGGCCGAACUUUAAGCACCCGGAGGUGCUAAAGGAAUUUAACGCACAAUCAAUGCACGAACGCGUGGAAGAAAUGAUAUGCGAGCAAACGAUGGCAGAUAUGAUGUAUUUUACCGAAAACGACGGUAAGCUUCGACUUGAUACGUACAGCGUGUAGUUGAUGUGGUUGAGACGAACCGGAAUAAAUAUUAAAAUGC
Messenger RNA from Anopheles maculipalpis, 1641 nucleotides. RefSeq names its product set1/Ash2 histone methyltransferase complex subunit ASH2 (gene ash2). Lineage: Eukaryota; Metazoa; Arthropoda; Insecta; Diptera; Culicidae. The record is from RefSeq and is a predicted model, not a curated record. Gene Ontology annotation, cellular component: Set1C/COMPASS complex. Bases 6 to 1601 code for a protein of 531 amino acids. Gene Ontology annotation, molecular function: protein binding; transcription cis-regulatory region binding. The transcript has 5 exons.